Molecule: messenger RNA, 1243 nt
Organism: Thamnophis sirtalis
Lineage: Eukaryota; Metazoa; Chordata; Lepidosauria; Squamata; Natricidae
Source: RefSeq, a predicted model, not a curated record
UUUCCUUUUGGGAACCGACUCCUGCUCCUCUCCAGAUGUUCCCCAGCCGGAGCUUUGUCAAAAGCAGCUGCUUUCAGUGUUGGAGUCUCCAGCCAUGCCUCUGCCACACCUCCUCACCUUCCAGUUCCUGCUCCGGCACUUUUCCAAGGUGGCCGAACAAGCCGAAAGCAAUGGGUUGUCACCUCGGACCCUGAGUGAGAUCUUUGGGGUUCUGCUCCUUCGGCUCCCUGCAGCUGCCAGCUCUGAGACGGCGCCUGAUUUUCCAAACCUCUUCCUGGAGACUCUUCUGCAGGCAAAGGACACUGAGCCAGACCUUCCCCCUCCAGCUUUGCCUCCGAAGCCACCCAAAGCCAAACCUGCAGCGGUUUCUCUAACCAACGGGAACGGCACAACCCUGCAGGAUGCGGAGUGGUACUGGGGAGACAUCUCCAGGGAGGAAGUGAAUGAAAAACUCCGAGACACUCCUGAUGGUACCUUCCUGGUGAGGGAUGCUUCCAGCAAGAUCCAGGGUGAAUAUACAUUGACCCUCCGGAAAGGGGGAAACAACAAACUGAUCAAGAUUUUCCACCGGGAAGGCAAAUAUGGCUUCUCAGAGCCACUGACCUUUGGCUCUGUGGUGGAACUCAUCAACCACUACCGGCACGAGUCCCUGGCCCAGUACAACGCCAAGCUGGACACUCGGUUACUGUACCCCAUCUCCAAGUACCAGCAGGACCAGGUGGUGAAGGAGGACAGCGUGGAGGCAGUUGGGGAGCAGCUGAAAGUCUAUCACCAACAGUACCAGGACAAGAGCCGCGAGUACGACCUCCUGUACGAGGAAUACACACGCACCUCGCAGGAAUUGCAAAUGAAACGGACGGCCAUUGAGGCCUUCAACGAAACCAUCAAGAUCUUUGAAGAGCAGUGCCAGACGCAGGAGAAAUGCAGCCGGGAUUACGUGGAGCGUUUCCGGAGGGAAGGGAAUGAGAAGGAGGUGCAGCGGAUCAUGAUGAAUUCAGAAAAGCUGAAGUCUCGCAUUACUGAAAUUCAUGACAGCAAGAUGAAGCUGGAGCAGGACCUCAAGCAGCAGGCCUCCGAAAACCGGGAGAUCGACAAGCGCAUGAACAGUCUUAAACCUGACUUGUUGCAGCUGCGCAAACUCCGUGACCAGUACCUAGUAUGGUUGACCCAGAAGGGGACUCGUCAGAAGAAGAUCAAUGAAUGGCUUGGUAUCAAGAGUGAAACUGAGGAGUAAGUGGCUCCA